CCUCCUCACCCAGUUCCCCCGCAAACGUCCAGACCCGUUCUUUAUCUCCUUUCCUUUCAAGCACACUGACUGCUAAAGCCAGUUUUAUCAAGUCCAGUGCUAACCGGAAGUUAAUCCAGUAGCACUACGUAUUAUAGCUGUGGCCACUCCACGCGCUCAGUCUGACAUGUCGUUCAGAGCGCUCUUCUAUGCGUACGUCUUAGGCGGUCUAACGUUCAUCCCAUUGGCCAUCCUUAUCAUCGUUGGGAUCGCCAUAUACACCUCUAUCCCCGUGCAAAUUCACUCAGCCAAAGAUGCCAAGCCAGAGCUCCACACCAAGUCGACUGAGCCACAAGCAGAAACCGAAGAUCCUACAUCAUCGCUGGAAGUCAACGACCAGCCCAGGACGCGUAAAGGCUGGCUGACAAUGCGUAGAACAUUCGAAGAAUCCACGUCGUCCGAUGGUUCAUACGUCACGCUCGUCCGCUCCUACCUUGAUGCGCGCUCCAAGGACCCUAAGCGCUCACGCCCGAAAGACAUGUGGUACGUUGUCCUUAAGGGCAAAGUGUUGUACAUGUACGAGGACGAGAGUAGAACGGAGUGCGAAGCUGCAAUAGAGUUGGGCGGUCAUGAGGUGUGCGUUUACCCGGACGGACUUCUGGACGGGGAGCUCUUCACGAAACGGAACGCCAUAUGUCUGCGCCCGAGACCAAUACCUGAGGAAAAAGGAAUGCCGAGCGUGACGAAGGAGAUGGCACUUCAAGAUGUUGACAUCGACGAGAAAGUAGAGGAGGCAGGUGGAAGUUCGAAGAAGCAGAUCAACGAACGCGAGCGACUUGUUGAAGAAGAAAAACAGCGGGACGCUGCGCGACAAGAGGCAUUUAGCACGUCGACGCCGUGGUUCAUCUUCGUGCGCUCCUGCGUCGAGAUGGAGGAUUGGUACCUUGCGCUCAUUCAUGCAUCUGAGAACCCGACUGGCACGCCUACUCUCAACCCACUCCAGAACGUAUUCCUCCCCUCAGAAAUGAACCAACUCGUCGUGACUCUUGAUGAGCAACCCGAUGUCAUCCCCAUGCGCUGGUUGAACGCGCUUCUUGGGCGCAUAUUCUUUAGCUUCUACCGCACACAGACGUUAGAGUCGUACAUCAUCGGUCGUCUCAUGAAGAAGGUUUCCAAAGUCAAGCGCCCUGCAUUCCUCACAGACAUUUCUGUCACCGAGUUCUCAAUUGGCAACAAGGCUCCGACACUUAGCAAGCCAAUGUUAAAGGAGCUCACGAAAGAGGGCGACGCAUCGCUCGAGGUGCGCCUGUCAUACAAAGGGGAGGUCCGUGCGACCGUCCAGGCUACUGUUAUUAUCAACCUCGGAGCUCGAUUUAAGUCGUACACCGUUAAACUGGUGCUGGCAGUUAUUUUGCGGGAGAUAGAAGGAAACCUUCUUAUCAAGGUCAAGCGACCACCGAGUAGUCGGAUAUGGUACGCGUUCACGCAGACCCCACGCGUGGUCCUUGAUGUGGAGCCCAUCGUGAGCGAUCGCCAAAUUACGUUGGGCAUGAUACUUGACACCAUCAAGUCAAGAAUCAUUGAGGUGAUUCAAGAGUCCGUUGUGAUGCCCAACAUGGAUGAUAUUAGUUUCUUUGACAGCUCACCUUACAUCCACCGUGGCGGACUUUGGUCAGACGCUGCCCGGCGUGAGCAGUCAGAGCCCGCCCCAACUUCAUCGGACGUUGAAGGCGUAAAGCCUGCGGCAUCCGAAUCAGACCUUCCAUCCGUUCCAGGUACAUCUGAAGAGGUCACAGCACCGUCAAUAAAGCGUGCAGUGUCUACUGAAGACCUGGGAGUUGAGGCAUCAUUAUUUGAAGGCAUGCCAGUCAUCCGGCCCGCAACCACUGUAACCUCAGACAAGAAUAUAAAAGCCUCUAGACGGCGAUCUUGGUUUUCAUCUGGGGGAGAUGAGUCGGAUGUAUGCGAGGAGGUCGAGGAGUCUGAUGUUCGUGGACGGCAGAGCCGGGCUUCAAGCUCUUCGACGCCGAGACAAGAUCUUUCCGCGAACCCAGACAAACCUGCGGGCGAGAUGGAAUUGGAUGACGAGACACCUGGGUACCUCUCGCCACAGUACAACGGCCGGUCCUCAUCAACACACUCUCAAGCACGUUCUAGGUCCUCUCGAGCAGACUCUUUUUCAUCUUCGGUAUCGGUCGGUGGUGACGAGUCCCUAAACGGCCACUCAGACUCUGGUGCUGCCUCCAAGAGCCCCCGGGCUUCCGUUGGUUCGAAUACAGCGAGCUCCUUCCUCUCUACGCUCAAGUCGAAAGCCGCAGAUAAACAAGCGCUGAGCAACUCUGCUAAGGAGGCAAUGCGUAAAUGGGGGGUCAAUUGGGGUGGUCUUAAGAAAGAUAAUAGUGCCAACUCUCAGGAUGACGUGCCGGAUGUCGGACCUUCGGAUGCUCGUACCCGGACAGAGAGCACACAUGGCCGCCCCAGUUACGCAGAAGUGCGUGCUGCUGUUGCCGGACGAAAGGAGCGCAGGGACGACGGCGGGUCUGCUCCUAUUCCUAUUCCUAAUGGGAAAAGAUCCACAAGCCCGUCGAGCGGUUACAUGGCAUCAUCAUCUGGUGCACCCGCAUCGCCCCCACACAUCACACAAGGCGGUUCAUCAGAAGGGAGCUCCUCAUCUAAAUUUGUUGCGCCUUCCCUGUCAAGGUCUGCGACAGAAAGUGAUCCACUCAAAGACCGUGAUUUCACGGAUAUCACAGAAGAGCACCGCAGGCCAUCUAUCAUUCAUACGCAACCUUCACAGGCGCGGACAAUGACUAUUCCGGGGAUUCAUGCGAGCCAUCGUGGGGAACCUAUGUCAAUGGGGAACAUUGCACCAUCGUCAGCCCCGCCGGAGAGCAAGCCGAUGGGGCCUGCCAUUCAAAGCAUGUAUCGGUUGUGGAAAAGCCCGAUUCUGACGGGUCAACAACAAGGCUCGGAGAACCAGUCGACGCCUACACGCGCAGACACAGAGGAACGUAAUGCUGAUGUUCUCCCACUCAGUCUUUCUGCCGAAGUCGCAUCACCACCUCCACGAUCUGUUCCUCCCCCUCUUCCUCCGCGGACGAUAUCAUCUGCCAUCGCGGUACCACGCACGCCUGAUUUGUCCAAAGAUUCCACUGUUCCCUCGGUAUCGUUUGCAUCAGACGAGAUGAGAGGAGCUUCGCCGGUGCAGGGAUCAUCAGAUCCAUCUCCAGAGCUAGCUGAAACGUCGGCACCCGUUGGGAUACCUGAAUUGGUGAUUGCCAAGGGACCGGAUAACAGGCCUCCAUUGCCGCCGCGCAGAAUACAAACUCCAGCAUGAUAGCCUAUAGGUCAUCCGUUGAAAUUUUCCUUCUUCAUGUACAUCACUGAUCUGCAUCGCAUUGUCGGUUAUCUCUCGCUCCAUACCGUGUUCUUGUUCUGAGGUUAUUUUCAGUAUAAUCAACGCACGUAUUUAAAAGUGAACUCUGCAUACUAUCCUUCAUGAUGACCUGUUCACGACAUAAUAAUGUGUCAUGUUAGUGGUUUUAUCAGGUACAGUGAGUCACUGUAUUUGAUUCGGUGGGACCGGGUGGGUGGCGUAGCGCUUGGACACCGAAAUUUUAUUUGCUUGGACUUUGAGAAAAGAAAACGGGUUCGACGUGGC
Molecule: messenger RNA, 3640 nt
Organism: Suillus clintonianus
Lineage: Eukaryota; Fungi; Basidiomycota; Agaricomycetes; Boletales; Suillaceae
Exons: 2
Coding region: 167-3316 (1049 amino acids)
Biological process (GO): phospholipid transport
Cellular component (GO): endoplasmic reticulum; ERMES complex
Molecular function (GO): lipid binding
Source: RefSeq, a predicted model, not a curated record